Molecule: messenger RNA, 2008 nt
Organism: Brassica oleracea var. oleracea
Lineage: Eukaryota; Viridiplantae; Streptophyta; Magnoliopsida; Brassicales; Brassicaceae
Product: patellin-1-like
Exons: 4
Coding region: 162-1757 (531 amino acids)
Molecular function (GO): lipid binding
Source: RefSeq, a predicted model, not a curated record
CCCACUAAGAAAUCGUUCAAAUGAGCUGUCGGAAAACAGCUCCGACCAGCCUGUGUGUUCUCUUCUGCCUUCCGUUAUAUAAAACCUCUCUUUUCCUCUCCCUUCUCUCAUUCACUUUAUAGAAUUCUCUCUUCCUUCCAUUUCUUUUCUUGAAUUUCGAAAUGGCUCAAGAAGAGGCACAGAAAUCAGCAGAUGUCGUAGUCACAACGGAGAAACCAAUGACCGAUAAGGAGGUGACUGUACCUUCUCCGGUGCUGGAGAAAGAGGUGACUCCCACGGUUGCUUCGGAGGAGAAGGCCGAGUCCGAGAAGGAAGAAGAAGAGACAGUCGUAGCUGAGAAGGUGAUUGUUCCAUCCCCUGAAGAACUUGAAAAGAAGGCACUUGCGGAGUUUAAAGAGCUCGUGAGGGAGGCUUUGAACAAACGGGAAUUCACUUCUCCGGUGCCGGUGAAGGAAGAGAAACCAGAGGAGAAGAAGCCGGCCGAGGAAACCAAAGGAGAAGACAAAACAGAGGAAAAGAAGGAAGAAGAGAAACCGGAAGCCAUUAAGUUGGAGGCAAAAACUGAUGCGGUGGCUCCCGCAGAGACCAAAUCAGAGGAGAAAGAAGCAGUGUCAGACACCGUGGCUGAAGAAGAUGGAACCAAGACCGUGGAAGCAAUUGAAGAGUCGAUAGUCUCCGUCACUCCUCCAGAGAACACCGUAGUCUCCGAGGCAGAGCCUAUGGAGCCGGAAGAAGUCUCCAUCUACGGAGUUCCUCUCCUCCAAGACGAGAGAUCCGACGUGAUCCUCCUAAAGUUCCUCCGAGCAAGAGACUUCAAGGUUAAAGAAGCAUUGACGAUGCUGAAAAACACCGUCCAAUGGCGCAAGGAAAUCAAAAUCGACGAGCUCGUAGAAGCCGAAGCCGGAGAAGAAGCGAGCGAGUUCGAGAAGAUGGUUUUCGCUCACGGUGUGGACAAAGAAGGUCAUGUCGUGAUCUACAGCUCCUACGGUGAGUUCCAGAACAAGGAGCUUUUCUCUGACAAGGAGAAGCUUAACAAAUUCCUCAACUGGAGGAUUCAGCUUCAGGAGAAGUGUGUGAGAGCUCUGGAUUUCAGCAGCCCUGAUGCCAAAUCUUCGUUUGUGUUCGUCAGCGACUUCAGGAACGCUCCUGGCCUCGGCAAGAGAGCGUUGUGGCAAUUCAUCAGGCGUGCCGUCAAGCAAUUCGAGGACAAUUAUCCCGAAUUCGCCACUAGAGAGCUGUUCAUCAAUGUUCCAUGGUGGUACAUUCCUUACUACAAAACAUUCGGAUCGAUCAUUACAUCACCAAGGACUAGGAGCAAGAUGGUUCUUGCUGGUCCAUCUAAAUCUGCUGAUGCAAUUUUCAAAUACAUUUCUCCUGAACAAGUCCCGGUUAAAUACGGUGGACUUAGCAAAGAUAUUCCUAUAUCCACUGAAGAUACUGUAACUGAAGCUAUAGUUAAACCAGCAGCCAAAUACACCAUAGAUUUGCCUGCUUCUGAUGCUUGCAUGCUUUCAUGGGAACUAAGGGUGUUGGGUGCAGAUGUUAGCUAUGGAGCUCAGUUUGAGCCGACCACAGAGGGAAGUUAUGCUGUGAUUGUCUCUAAGAACCGGAGGAUUGAGCCAACCGAUGAACCGGUUAUAACUGAAUCUUUUAAGGUGGGUGAACCGGGAAAGAUUGUGAUCACAAUCGAUAACCAGACUUCCAAGAAGAAGAAAGUGCUCUACAGGUUCAAAACUCUACCAAUAUCUGAUCUUUGAAAUGAAACUUGAAACUUGAACAGGUCACAUCCAGAUUAAAAAAAAUUGAAACUACAUGUCAAUUACCACAACCCAGUUGGAAGGACGAAGAACAAGGAUUAUUUUGUUAUUUAUUAUGUAAUUUGAAAUGUAAAAUGUUAUUUUUGUACUUGUGUUUUGCUGGAAUGGUUUGCUCUGUUUUGAGCAUUGGGCUGUUUUGUGUAUGAAUAAUAUGUGAUUAAAAUUCAAAAGCAAGAACAAUACUUUGUUUC